Molecule: messenger RNA, 3065 nt
Organism: Micropterus dolomieu (smallmouth bass)
Lineage: Eukaryota; Metazoa; Chordata; Actinopteri; Centrarchiformes; Centrarchidae
Gene: smg7
Product: SMG7 nonsense mediated mRNA decay factor
Exons: 18
Coding region: 120-3065 (981 amino acids)
Biological process (GO): nuclear-transcribed mRNA catabolic process, nonsense-mediated decay
Cellular component (GO): telomerase holoenzyme complex
Molecular function (GO): protein binding; telomerase RNA binding; telomeric repeat DNA binding
Source: RefSeq, a predicted model, not a curated record
CCUCCCUCCUCCUCCCUCCUCCCUCCGGCCCUGUGUGGGUCAGACAGGAACAAUAUGGCGCCGGGAGGAGCGUUAGCUUCUCGACCAGUCGUUGUCUGAUAGACUGGCGAUCCGUCAGGAUGAACCUCUGCGCCCAGUACCUACGACAGGCAGAGGCCCUGAAGGCUGACAUGACAGAUUCGAAGCUGGGGGCGGCAGAGGUGUGGACGUCUCGGCAGGCCCUGCAGGAUCUGUACCAGAAGAUGCUGGUGACCGACCUGGAGUACGCUCUGGACAAGAAGGUGGAGCAAGACCUGUGGAAUCAUGCUUUUAAGAACCAGAUCACCACACUGCAGAGCCAGGCCAAGAACCGAGCCAACCCCAACCGCAGCGAGGUCCAGGCCAACCUGUCGCUGUUUCUGGAAGCGGCGAGCGGUUUCUACACACAGUUACUGCAGGAGCUGUGCACGGUGUUUAACGUUGACCUGCCUUCUCGCGUCAAGUCGUCUCAGCUCGGCAUCAUCAGCAAUAAGCAGAGCAGCGGCAGCGCCAUCGUCACCCCGCAGCCCAGCUCCUGCUCCUACAUCUGCCAGCACUGCCUCGUCCACCUCGGAGACAUAGCACGUUACCGUAACCAGACCAGCCAGGCGGAGUCUUACUACCGACAUGCGGCUCAGCUGGUCCCGUCAAACGGUCAGCCGUACAACCAGCUGGCCAUCCUGGCGUCCUCUAAAGGAGACCACCUCACCACCAUCUUCUACUACUGCCGCAGCAUCGCGGUCAAGUUCCCGUUCCCAGCAGCCUCCACCAACCUGCAGAAGGCCCUGUCCAAGGCUCUGGAGAGCCGCGACGAGGUGAAAACCAAGUGGAGCGUGUCGGAUUUCAUCAAGGCCUUCAUCAAGUUUCACGGCCACGUGUACCUGAGUAAGAGUCUGGACAAACUGGAUAGUCUGAGGGAGAAACUGGAGGAGCAGUUUCAGAGGCUGAUGUUGCAGAAAGCCUUCAGCUCUCAGCAGCUGGUCCACAUCACCGUCAUCAACCUGUUUGAGCUCCACCACCUCAGAGACCUGACGGCUGACGGCGGCGAGCAGAGCUACAGCAGCGAGCAGCAGAUCAGCUGGUUCCAGCUGCUCGGACUCUUCAUGUCCUUCCUGGGUGUCAUGUGCAGCCGCGCUCUGCUCAACAAGAGCCGAGGGGAGGAGAUCAUGGGGGAGUGUCCUCUGCCGGCCAUCAAAGUGUCUCUGGAGUGGCUCAAACUGAGGCCCAGCGUCUUCCACGAGGCCGCUGUGGACAAGAGGCAGUAUAUCUGGCCCUGGCUGGUCUCCAUCCUCAACAGUUUCCAGCCCAAAGAGGACGACGUGUCGGGUUCCUCAGUGACGCCCCUGCCAGAGGAGUUUGAGUUGCAGGGUUUCUUGGCGCUCCGCCCGGCUCUGAGGUCCCUGGACUUCACUAAAGGUCAUCAGGGCAUCCUGGUGGACCGGGACGGCCUGCCGGUUCACACUCGACACCAGAGACUCAUCAGUCUGGGCAAAUGGGUGGCCGACAACCAGCCGGGACUGAUCCAGUGCAGAGCGAGCGAGGACGGCCUCCUCGUCUUCAUCACCGACAUUCCGGAGCGGGACAUCGAGGAGCCGCAGGAGAAGGACGCGCCGGUGCUGCAGGAGUCGUCCAACGGCGAGCAGACGCCCAACGACGGCGGAAACUCCGGGCUGAAGUCGGUGCUGUCUGCCGGGAAGACGCAGAGCUCGUGGCCCGACGGCAGCGACCGGCCCGUCGUCACCUUCAAGGAGAACAUCAAGCCCCGAGAGCAGGGCCGCGAGGCGACACGAAACCAUCACCUGAAAGACAGCGGCAAGGAGCGCCGGGACUUCGCCAAAGGCAACGGGGCUGCUGGGAAAGCAGAGCUGAAGAGGGACGGGAAGAGGAAGAGCGAGCUGAAAAAAGCCGGUCACGAGAAAACCACGGACGCCGGGAAACAGGUGAAGGCGCAGACGGAGCUGAGGAAGACUCCGGUGUCCGAGGCCAAGAAGACGCCUGUCACUCAAACUCAAACCACCUGCUCCAACCAGUUCAUCCCCAUCCAUCAUCCUGGAGCCUUCCCACCCCUGCCCAGCAGACCAGGUUUCCCCCCCUCGGCCUACGUGAUCCCUCCUCCGGUGGGCUUCCCGGGGCUUCAGGUGAAUCCAGGCUUCACCUUCUCCACUGGGGUGUCGGUCCCGUCCUUCCUUCAGCCGGGCGUGCACACCCAGGCCGGCACCCAGGGCGGGAAGCCGUCCCACAUUCCCUACAGUCAGCAGAGGCCCUCUGGUCCCGGUCCGGGUCAAGGGCCGGGGUCCUCGGGCCCGGGCCCUAUGAACCAGGGCCCCUCCCAGGGUCAGCAGCCCCAGACGCCCUCCCAGCAGGCCUUGCAGCAGUCGGUCCAGCUGCAGGUGCAGGCGAUGAGCCAGCAGCAGCAGCAGUCUCCCACCAAACCGGUCCAGCAGGUCGGGAUGGGGAAGAGUCCACCUCACCACCCGGGGAUGCAGCAGUACAUGCAGGUCCAGGAUCAGCCGGCACAGAUGUGGAACCAGGCUCAGGCCGCUCUGCAGAAGAUUUCUCCCAUGCAGAUGUCCAUGAAGCAGCCUCAGCAGCAGCAGCAGCAGCAGCAGCAGCAGCAGCAGCAGGCCUUUUACAUGGCGGCUCAGGAUCCCCUCAAGCUGUACGAGCACCAGCUGCAGCCGCCCAACAUGGACAAGAAGAUCAAGUACCCCAACAUGCAGGAUUUCUACUGGGAGCCGUCCUACCGGAUAGGGGACGGUCUGGCUGUGAUGGCGGACAGGAUAAAGAGGCCUCCGCCUGGUGGGAUCUGCUCUGAGCAGGACCCGUCCGCCGGGCCCCGGGGACCCCCGUUUGAGGACAACAAGAGCUCGCCUCUUCUACCUCCUGACCUGUUAAAAACUCUAGCAGAUUUUGAGGAGGAGGAAGAGCUGGUCUUUACUAAGCCUCCUGAUUUCUUCCAGGCCUUGGCUGGUCCUCUUAGCACUGCUCCUGGACCAAACAUAUUUGUAUGUAGCCGUGUCUUCUGCCUCCAUCACCCCCCACCCUGA